This is a messenger RNA of Hemibagrus wyckioides, 1389 nucleotides long. Its product is annotated as DNA-directed RNA polymerase II subunit RPB7-like. NCBI's taxonomy places the organism in Eukaryota, Metazoa, Chordata, Actinopteri, Siluriformes, Bagridae. The transcript has 8 exons. The coding region runs from base 137 to 655 and encodes 172 amino acids. The record is from RefSeq and is a predicted model, not a curated record. Gene Ontology annotation, biological process: positive regulation of nuclear-transcribed mRNA poly(A) tail shortening; DNA-templated transcription; positive regulation of translational initiation. Gene Ontology annotation, molecular function: single-stranded RNA binding; translation initiation factor binding; single-stranded DNA binding. Gene Ontology annotation, cellular component: RNA polymerase II, core complex; P-body.
CUUUUAUUUUGAAAUCGCCUUCACCCGGAAGUGCGACAGAUUUCUGCUUUGUUCGGGAGCUUGGGGUCCCAAGGCGCCUAAAUACAGCCGUUUAAUAAUCUUUACACAGUUUUAAGGGUGUACCACGGAUUAAGAUAUGUUUUAUCACAUCUCUCUGGAACAUGAGAUUCUCCUCCAUCCUCGAUAUUUUGGGCCAAAUCUGUUAAACACAGUCAAACAGAAGCUGUUUACAGAGGUGGAAGGCACGUGCACGGGAAAAUAUGGCUUUGUCAUUGCAGUGACGACAAUAGAUAAUAUUGGAGCAGGUGUUAUACAACCGGGCGUGGGUUUCGUCUUGUACCCUGUCAAAUACAAGGCCAUUGUGCUUCGUCCUUUUAAAGGGGAGGUUGUGGAUGCAGUGGUCACUCAAGUAAACAAGGUUGGACUGUUUACAGAAAUUGGCCCAAUGUCUUGCUUUAUCUCCCGUCAUUCUAUACCAUUAGACAUGGAAUUUGACCCAAACUCUAAUCCUCCCUGCUACAAGACGGUGGAUGAGGACAUUGUAAUCCAACAAGAUGAUGAAAUUCGACUGAAGAUUGUUGGUACUCGAGUAGACAAGAAUGAUACUUUUGCCAUUGGAUCCCUCGAGGAUGAUUACCUUGGUCUUGUUAGUUGAUGCGUCUGUCAAAGAGCAGUCAUCUUGCAAUAUGCUUGUACAUAUAUAUUUUUUUGCUUCACUGCACUGCUCAUCUUUUAAGCAGUGUAGAGCUUGAAUAGAUACUUUUUUAUUGUCGUUUUCCUACAGAACAUGUUUAAACAUUAUUUUUAAGCUGGACCCUCAAACAAAAUUGGAACAAGCUGUAAGUAAAGGAACCUUUUAACUGAAUUUCAGAUCAGCACAUGCAGUCUACAAUAUUAUUGGACUUGGCUAUAACCUGGAAAAAACUAAUGAGGGUCUACAUAACUGAUGAGUAAAAGAAAGCAUUUUGCCAUCUAUGCAUUUUGAUGAUCAGCUGUAGUCAAGUUUAUUCUGCUGUCUGUUAAAGACAUCUUUCAGAAAGCUGAGCCUGCUUAUUUGCUAUAUGUAUCUUUGGUUUAAAUGCCCAUCAACAUCUGUGUCCAUCUUAUGACUGUGCUCUACCAACUAAACUGGUAUUCUUAUAUAUUGCAUCAUUUGGUGACUGUAGGCUUUGUUGAAAUACAGAAUUGAUUGUAUAUACUUAUAUAUACUUAUAAACAAGUUGUAUAUACUUAUAUAACCUUAUAAACAAGUUGUAUAUACUUAUAUAACCUUAUAAACAAGUUGUAUAUACUUAUAUAACCUUAUAAACAAGUUGUAUAUACUUAUAUAACCUUAUAAACAAGUUGUAUAUACUUAUAUAUACUUAUAAACAAGUCUUGUGACCAUAA